Ogataea haglerorum is the source of this 435-nucleotide messenger RNA. RefSeq lists its product as uncharacterized. The transcript has a single exon. The coding region runs from base 1 to 435 and encodes 144 amino acids. The record is from RefSeq and is a predicted model, not a curated record. NCBI's taxonomy places the organism in Eukaryota, Fungi, Ascomycota, Pichiomycetes, Pichiales, Pichiaceae.
AUGGACCCGAUCAGAUCGCCGACUGUGUCGCAUUUGGAAACAAUGAAGAAAUCGAGGUGUCUAUUGGAGCCAAACGCCUUGUUGAAAUUCUGCGCCUGCAAAACCGAGUCGGUGCCCACUAGGGCCUCGCCGACCAUGAUGAUUUUGUCAGGGUUGGCCGCUUUGGCAAACGAUGCCAGUGGAGCCAUCAACUGUGUGUCGUUGUGUCUUCUUCCGGCCGUAUCGAGCAAAACGAUGUCGAAAUUGUUCUGCUUGGCGUACUUGAUGGCCCCCGUGGCGAUCUUGGCAACCAGGUCUGCUCCUCCGUAUCCGCCCUCGAACAGCUCGAUCUGUUUCUGGUCAGGAGACAGUUUCGUGAGAUUGUUGACGUGGGUGCGCAAUUGCUCCACAGCCCCGGAUCUGAAGGUAUCGCACGCAGUGAUCAGGACACGGUAG